AAUUGAAUCUACACAGUAUCACCUGGAGGCUUUCCAUUGGCUUGAUUAAAGAUCAGUGCUGAUGAUGGGAUGGAGGCAUGGAAGAGCAGUACUUCUGCUGCUGGUCACCUUGCUGCUGUCCUGGGCACACAGCUCCUCAGCAUUGACAUGUGGCCGAAGGAUAAGUAACAAACCUGAGAAGUCAGAAAUUUUGGAAAUCAUGGGUGGGGUACCUGCAGACAUAAUAGAUUUUCCAUGGCAGGUGCGUAUUCUUUACCGAGGGAUACAUCUCUGUGGAGGAUCAAUCCUCAGCGAGUGGUGGAUUUUAACUGCAGCCCAUUGCUUCAUAAACAAAAAUAAAUAAUAUCUCACUUGGAGAUUAUACAUGGUGAAAGAAACACUGAUACCAAGAACUUGAAGAGAAUGAAAGUGAACAAGUCAAUUAUUCACCCUUACUUUGACAGCUGGUUCUUGGAUAAUGACAUUGCUUUGCUCUUACUCAAAUCUCCAUUUGAAUUGGGUGUCAUGGAAGUACCCAUCUGCGUUUCAGAGGUCACUGACAUACAGAAAUGGAGAAACUGCUGGGUGACUGGAUGGGGCAUUACCAUCCCUAGGCAAAGUAUGACUUCAGAGCUGCAAAAAGUCAACAUCAAGCUGGUCAAUUGGGAAACAUGCUCCCAUAUUGUGCCUAUGCUUACCAGGAACAUGCUAUGUGCUGGGAGCCCUCAAGGUGGGAAGGACGCCUGCCAGGGUGACAGCGGGGGUCCUCUGGUUUGCCAGAAAAAAAACAACCGAAGCAUAUGGUACCAGCUAGGCAUUGUCAGCUGGGGAGUGGGAUGUGGCCGGAAGAAACUGCCUGGAGUGUACACAAAGGUGUCUAAUUAUCUGUCAUGGAUUGGCAAAGAGACAGCGAUGUCAGGAAAGCCCUACGUGCAUGAGCCAGACUCCGGGUACAGUUUACUUCUCUCACCUUGGGCCAUAUUGUUACUGUAUUUUGUGAUACUUCUAUUACCCCAUGAUUAAACACAAAACCAAGUGUCCUCAGGGCACCUGGGUGGCUCA
This is a messenger RNA of Hyaena hyaena (striped hyena), 1041 nucleotides long. RefSeq names its product serine protease 52-like. The transcript has 5 exons. NCBI's taxonomy places the organism in Eukaryota, Metazoa, Chordata, Mammalia, Carnivora, Hyaenidae. Gene Ontology annotation, molecular function: serine-type endopeptidase activity. Bases 403 to 1002 code for a protein of 199 amino acids. The record is from RefSeq and is a predicted model, not a curated record. Gene Ontology annotation, biological process: proteolysis.